Molecule: messenger RNA, 924 nt
Organism: Nothoprocta perdicaria
Lineage: Eukaryota; Metazoa; Chordata; Aves; Tinamiformes; Tinamidae
Gene: SDR16C5
Product: short chain dehydrogenase/reductase family 16C member 5
Exons: 6
Coding region: 1-924 (307 amino acids)
Cellular component (GO): lipid droplet
Molecular function (GO): oxidoreductase activity, acting on the CH-OH group of donors, NAD or NADP as acceptor
Source: RefSeq, a predicted model, not a curated record
AUGAUCAGCUUCAGAAGUAUCCUGAAGAUACCCCAGUUCCUCAAAUUUUUAAUUACUGUGUUCUUUGAGACUUUCAUGUCAUUCAUACGUACUCCAUGCAAAAAAAGUCUUGCUGGGGAAAUAGUUCUUGUUACUGGUUCUGCAAAGGGGAUUGGAAGGCAGAUUGCCUUAAAGUUUGCCUCUCUGGGAACAACCUUGGUUCUGUGGGACAUUGAUGAAGAAGGCAACAAAGAGACAAGUGUGUUAGCCCAAGAGAAAGGCGCCAAAGGAGUGUUUGCCUACAAGUGUGACUGCAGCAAAAGAGAAGAGGUCUAUGAAMAGGCAGAAAAGGUUAGAAAGGAAGUUGGGGAUGUUAGCAUCCUGGUAAAUAAUGCGGGUAUAUUUACUGGGAAAACCUUCUUGGACAUGUCGGGAGCCGAAUUUGAAAAGACCAUAAGAGUUAACUUCCUGAGUCAAGCCUGGACUUGCAAAGCCUUCCUCCCAGCCAUGAUUGCCUGCAAUCAUGGACACCUGAUUAAUAUGUCAAGUGCAACAGCACUUUUCGGCUCCUACAAAACAUCAGAUUAUUCUGCAAGCAAAUUUGCAAUUGUUGGAAUGAUGGAAUCUAUAGAUGAUGAACUUUAUCGGGCAGGAAAAGACGGCAUUAAAACCACAAUCGUCUGCCCUUCUUUUGUAAAUACUGAUUUAGUCAGAGGUAUUCAAAGCUACAACCAACUUUUUCUUCCUGUCUAUGAAGCAGAUUAUGUAGCUAGCAGGAUUGUGGAUGCAGUUCAAAAGGAGAAGUUUUAUCUAUUUAUGCCUCCAACGCUUCUCACAAUUGCUUUCAAAUAUUUCUUUCCCAGGAAAGUUGUACUGCUCUUCCUAUCUUACCUUAAGCUCGCCAAAAGCUUGGAUGAAGUGACUGCUCAGAAGAAAAAGGCUUGA